This is a messenger RNA of Selaginella moellendorffii, 1310 nucleotides long. RefSeq lists its product as uncharacterized. The transcript has a single exon. The record is from RefSeq and is a predicted model, not a curated record. Lineage: Eukaryota; Viridiplantae; Streptophyta; Lycopodiopsida; Selaginellales; Selaginellaceae. Bases 16 to 1212 code for a protein of 398 amino acids.
GGUUCUUAUUCGGCUAUGGCGAUGGCAGCAGUGCCUUACUCUUGUCUCGUCCGUCUCCAGCGUUCCAGGCCGCGCAUUGUGCCCGCAAGAUGCUCUUCUCCCGGCCCCGCGACGAUCGGAUGCUGUCGCUGGAAGAAAACGAGGUAUUUCUCCGGAUUUCUCAGCAGGAGGCCGCUCGAUCCGGCUAGGGCUCUCGACGAGGAGGGAUACUACGUCCAGGAGGAGCAGGAUUACAUCCAUCCCAGGUAUCCUUUCAGCAACCAGUUCAAUCCCGUGGACGACAGGACGCUGCUCGAGAAGGCCGCGGACGAGCUGGAGAAGAUCACCCCGCUCAAGGCCGUCAAGAUCGCGACGCUGGCGGCGCUGGUCUGGACGGCCGCGCAGUGGUUCCUUGGCGCGGUGGUUUUCAACUCAAGCUUGUGGAUGUACGCGAGCUGGGCGCUCAUCUUCUGGCCAUGGCAGGCUGCGCUGCUCGUCGGCGCUGGCGCGUGCUUCCUGGCUCACAAGCGCUACACUCGGUGGGACGAUCGAAAGUACCGGACAAGAGCUCGCGACAGAGAUGCGCUGAUAAUCAUCGCGGGGGCGCUGCUAUGGCUCAUCCUCGUCCCUCUCGGCCACUUCCAAGGCUACGUCGAAGGCUUCCCGGCGAUUUUCUAUGGCGUCUACUGCGCCUUCUCCAUGUUUGAGAGGAUGAUCCGGAUGAGAGUCUAUGGCAAGACUGAUACCAGCCCAGAGGACAAGGACUGGGCUCUUCCGGUGAGCCGCGCGACUUGGAUUGGGUUCGUGGGAUCGGUGGUGGUGGGGCACUGGCUGGCGGCGUUUGAGUCGCCGCCGCUGGUGGAGAGCUGGAACCUCGGGUGGCAGACAAAGGUGGCGGCGGUGAUGGUGCUGGCGGCGCUGGCGCUCAAGUACUAUGGGACUUACUUCCUUCUCAAGUUCUCCAAGAAGGUGGACAGCCCAAACAUCGUGGUGCCGUUCGGGCCUUACCGCUGGGUGAGGCAUCCCAUCUAUGGCAGCAGCAUUCUCCUCUUCUCGGCGUUUUGCCUGGCGCUGCGAGCCUACGGAAGUAUGGCGCUCAUCCUCGCCGGCUGCCUCUUCUACUACGAGCAGCUGGUCCAGCGCGAGGAGGAGCUGCUGCUCAAGCAUUUUGGCGAGGAGUAUGGGAGUUACAAGAGGAGUGUGACCAAGAAGUACGUACCUUACUUGUACUGAGACAGCCUUGGUUUUUUUUCUUUCAGCAGGGGUGGGAAGAGUAGGACAGACAUGUUUUGCGAGCUUUCCAUGAACUUAGGAGAGUCAAAAGCGAGAAA